Molecule: messenger RNA, 2676 nt
Organism: Paramormyrops kingsleyae
Lineage: Eukaryota; Metazoa; Chordata; Actinopteri; Osteoglossiformes; Mormyridae
Gene: tmem231
Product: transmembrane protein 231
Biological process (GO): cilium assembly; regulation of protein localization
Cellular component (GO): ciliary transition zone; ciliary membrane
Source: RefSeq, a predicted model, not a curated record
UGAUGGGGGGGUCUCCCGUGGUUUAUUUUGUUGCCGACCGGCCCACCGGGAAGUUUCCAGUCCGCGCUUGGCUGGGCGUAUUUUGCUGGUUCAUGUGUGAUUGUAAACAAAGUUGUAUACUGACUACAUUUUUCAUUAAUUUUUACGACCGACGGGCAGAAAUCAUCAAAAUCUGAGGUUGCGUUAGGCUUCUACCUAUAUUCUUAUUUACAUCUUUAGCAAGUAGCAGAUGGUAUUCUUUAUUUCUGUCAUUAUCUUCUUUAUUCAUUUCUGAGUAAAAAUAGUAGCACUCCACACAAAUGGCAGUGUACUGAAUUUACAUGACUUUAAACGUUGUCAUUUUGCUUCUAAUGCUGUUUAAAACGAACUUUCAAAAAGCAGUAGCCUAAUAAAAUAAUCACAAUAAUACAGCUUCUUCUAACGUACAAACUUAAUCUUUCGUUUUAAAAGCUCAUCUAUAACAGUUAAAAACAAAACAGGUGUAUACUAGUUUAUUUCCAAAAGGUGCAUAAUUAAAUGUUCAUAAAGUGGCAAUCUUCUCUGGUUCUUCUUCACGGGAAAGCCACUGCGACAGUAGGAUGUAAGCUGGUCGGAACCACUUACAUGGGACACCGGGAACGGGGGACACUUUAGUGCCCGGACCGACACUUAAUUUGGGAAGGCGGCCAUGGAAACCGUAUGACGCCUAGACUCAGAAGCAACUGAAUAAAGUAUAGACAGAGGAGUCUGUUGUGCAGUAUAUUUUAACUAAGCGUCCCGGUGUUAAUUAGAAGAGUCAUAAAGUUUCGCUUUGUAUUGGCAUAACCUGUUUAAAAUGGCUGUUUAUGAAGUUUACAGUCACCCGGCUUUGCUCCGAUACAAAACUAGCAUUUGCACGAAAGCCACGUUAUUCCUAAUAGUUGUACUGUGUCUCACCUACAUAUCACCUCUUCUGGUAGCUUACCGGAGCCAGGGAUUCUGGCUGAAGCGGAGCACUUACGAGGAACAGCCCAGCGUUCGCUUCCAGUACCAGAUGUUGCUGAUUGCAGCAACUAGCACCAGCGGUGACUAUGUUGCAUGGAGCACAUUUCCCAACUUCAACAUCCUUCAGGGCAAUAACCUUCGAGUACCUUCUGUUUCGGCACGAGAAGAGGACCAGAACCAGGAUGGGAAGUUGGAUCGGUUAAUCCUCCAAUUAGACCUUCCUUUGAAGCCCGUUGAGCAGAUCUACAGCAUCCAGAUGCUGCUCACCUUUUCUUACCAGUUAUUUAGAAUGUCCACCCUUGUGAUGCAGAGUCUGCUGAUGGUACAACACUCUUCCCCAGUUCCUGGUUCUCAGCUUCUCCUCAGUGGAGACCUGCGCUUACACCAGAGGGUGUUACUCCCUCACCGUGGCCUGGACACACGUUACAAUGUAUCAAUUAUCAGUGAGAAAAGUCCCUUUGCCAGCACCUACAACCUGGCAGACAUCAUGGAGGCCUAUCAAGAACGAAACGUGACAACGUUUCUGUCUAGUCCAGCUCCAGUGUGGACCAUCGGUAGAGCUUCUGCUGCUCCUUUCAAGCUGAAGGCAGUGAUCCGAUACCCUGUUGAGAUCAUCAGCUACCAGCCUGGUUUCUGGGAGAUGGUGAAGUUUGCCUGGAUCCAGUAUGUCAGCGUGCUGCUCAUUUUUCUUUGGGUGUUCCAGCGGGUUCAGACCUUUGUUUUUCAGAACCAGGUUGUGCCCACGGUACCAGUGCCUCCCUUGAAGCAGCACUGGGCCUGAAACAUGGGGUGGGGGGUGUGAGGGGCUGGGUGUGUCUGUCUAAGGACUCAUCACCAGCUUCAUUUUCAUUCCUACCACAGUGACCUACACCCACCAGGUGGAACCAACCCCUACUGGACCUCAUGGUUCAGACAGUCGCAUCAAACACAGCAUAAGAAGUCUCAUCCUGGUGUCAGCCAUGGUAUGGGAUCAUGUUUAUGUGAAACAAAGGUACAGUGAGAGCGAUACAUGGCUUUUAGGAAUAUUAGCUCACAGGUAAAUUAUAGGAUUGUGUAGAGAUUCAAAAAAUGUAUCGUAGUUUCCAGUUAGGACAAACUAGGGUGGUACAGGGCUGUCAGGGUCCCCACAAGGCCAGUAUGGUACGGGGCAGUCGGGGUCACAACAAGGCUGGGGUGGUACAGGGCGCUCAGGGUCCCCACAAAUCCAGUAUGGUACAGGACAGUCGGGGUCACAACAAGGCUGGGAUUGUACAGGGCAGUCAGGGGACCCACAAGGCUGGGAUGGUACAGGGCAGUCGGGGGACCCACAAGGCUGGGAUGGUACAGGGCAGUCGGGGGACCCACAAGGCUGGGAUGGUACAGGGCAGUCGGGGGACCCACAAGGUCGAAGAUGGUACAGGGCAAUUGGGGUCACAAUAAGGCUGGUACAGGGCAGUCAGGCCAAAAUUUAAUGGGUCUUCACUGAAGUGUACAGGUCUUACGGUUUGGCUGUUGUUAUACAAGAAUUAAUCAUAUGCUGAACCCAGUGAUUCACAGCCAUGGCAACAAUUGACUCUCUACAAACAGGCAUUCAUUUUGUGUGUGAAUUUUAUACAAAAUUGCUUUUGAUCAUGCAUACACCUAGUUUUCAUUCUAUAGGUAUGUGUUUUUAUGGUAAUAUAUUAAAUGCCAAAAUUACGUAAGAAGAAACAUUAAAACCUCAGGGAUAAUGGA